UGAGAUUUUAGAGCUCUGUAGUUUUUCACCGAGUGGCUUUUUUUCUGUGUUACAUGGAGUCUGUGUUGAACUCACAUAGCCUCUGCGGACUAUUUGUUGCUGUUAAUUACAACACGUGGAUUCACCCCCAGUUUGGAACCGGCUUUUAUACGGACUGCAGAGCCACUGGAGUUAACCCGGAAGUCGGAUUAUGGACCACCUGCCAGAUAAUAACUCCAGGUACAAAGACGUUGAAUACUGGGAUGAAAGAUACAAGACGGAGCAGUGUUAUGACUGGUUGGGGAGCUUCUCCAAAUUUCAGCAUCUUUUGGAAAAACUGGUGAAGAAAGAAGACUCCAUUCUGAUACUGGGUUGUGGAAACAGCAGCAUGAGUGGCGACAUGUACAGUGCCGGCUACCGUGCCAUCACCAACAUAGAUUACUCCUCAGUGUGCAUCAGUACAAUGAGUGAGAGGUACAGCAACUGCCCAGGUAUGACCUGGCACCAGAUGGACGUUCGCCAGCUCUCCUUCCCCGAUGCGUCCUUUGAUGUCGUCCUGGAGAAAGCCACCCUGGACGCCAUCAUGGUGGAGGAGAAGACUCCUUGGGAGGUUUCCCCUCAAACUGCCUGCUUCAUUCACCAAGCGCUCACAGAGAUCAGUCGCUGCUUGAAGCCUGGAGGACGGUUUGUCUCCGUUACCUUUGCGCAGCCCUUCUUUAGGAAACGCCUCUAUGCUCGCACCGAGUACAACUGGUCGAUCAAGCAUCACAGUUACGGAGAAGGCUUUGAGUAUUUCCUGUAUGUGAUGACCAAAGGAGAGGAGCUUAGUCCUGAAGAUGCAGCUCUGGAGAAAAAACUGCUUGAAGACACUAAGUCUCCGCCUACCAGCAUCACUACAACAGCAAAUGAAGAUAAAGAAGACUUCCUGUCUAACAUUGACUUGUAAAGUGGCUGGAUUUCAUCAAGGAAUCUUAGGAUGAUGUUAUCCUAACACUUCCUUUAUAAGGUGGCUCUAUACUCUGAUGAUGACUUCAGAAACUCAAACAGAUCAUUUUAUGUGUUUUAAUACCUUCUAGAUAUACAGUAGAUGUUUUUAUGUCAUGAUUGUAAUUCAUACAGGCACACAUUUUCUAAUUUUUUAAUUUAGAAAAAUUAGACAAAUGGAUUAGAAACCAUCUUAACUGAAUAAAUCUUUUAAAUACAUUUCAGAAAUCAGGCUACCUCUCAACAGGGACACUCAGAUUCAUGUGCAUGUUAGUGCAGGUGCUAUAUGGAUUAGGAAAUUGGAGAGAGCAUCAAAAAAAGAAAGAAUGUUUCCUGCAGCAGUGCCUGAUCAAAAGUAUUUUAGAAAAUUUAAGCAGACAAACGUUUAUUUUAUAUUUGGGAAAAAGGGGAAAGUGGUUGUGCCAAAUAUAAAAAAUGAAGUAAAACAAACAUUGAUCCUUAAAUAACAACAAAAAAACCUCUAUAACUUAUCCAAUUUUAAAUAACUUUUAAAACUACCCAUGUUGCAGUGAGGCCAAUGUACAGUAAAUGUAUUGUUGUUUUUUAAAUUACCCACAUGACCACCCACCUUAUUGUGGGGUCUUAAUUUUAGAUUUUACACUUUUAACAUUUACAACAAAGACAAACUAUAAAAUAAAAUACCACAUACAGAACACAGUACCCUUAAAGGUCCUAUAUUGUACCAUUUUUAGCAAUGUCCCCAGAAUUUAUCUUUGUUUUUAAGCUCAAAAUACCACAAAAAAAGGGUAUAUUUUUACCAGGACUGUGUAACACCUGGUGUUAACUCUACUUUAAACAGGCUGUUUCAGUGUCUGUAGCUUUAAAAACAGUUAAACUACUAAAGAUUCUUCUCUUGCAGCACUGGCAGUAAGGGCACUAGAUUAUGUCAAUUAUUAGCUCCAUGAUCAUUGGUUCUUCAAUUCCUUCUUACCGACUGAUCAAAAUUCUGACCAGCUUGUAAAGUGAGGAAGCUAUCUAGCUUAUAGGAGGAUAGAGUAAUGGCAGUAGCAAGGGUCUUCAUAUUCAUAUUUACUUUACUUCGUCACAUUUCUAAGGUGUACAAAGCACAAUAGAAAUGGAUUUUUACCACAUGGGACCUUUAACACAUAAGGCAAUUCCAACACAAAAUAAUGCUCUUGCUUAAAGUCUCCAAGUACUGUAUAUAUGCAGCUUCUUUGAACCUGGAAAUCACCAGGAUAAUGACUCAGGCGCAGAACACCACAAAUAACGUGCCUUUUACUGGCUCCUUACAGCAGUUGAGCCUGCAGUGGUCUAAAGUUACAGAAGCACAUUGCAUUCCUUGAACCAUAAAAAAAUGGGGGCCUCAUUUCGUAAUUUGGAAUUCUGACUUAUUAUCGAGAAAAUCUUUUGGAACAAUACAGUCCUCAUCUUGUAAUGACGUGAAAAUUGACAGAUUUUGGACAACUGCUCUUCAAUAGAGCAGGCAAAAGUGACUGGGGAAGAUUGUUAGAAUUUGAACCAGUUUUUGUACCAAUAUUGCAACUUCUACCAACUACAUGUACUAGGGUACAUGUAGGUUUACUUCUGUUCUCACAUAGCCAUACCUAUCUUCAGAGCUCUGGAGAAUGGUCUGACUGCACCAGUAAAAUACUUUGGUUGGUUGCAUUUGUUCAAAGAUACCAUUACUUUUGUUGUGAUUAUUAGAUACAACGUCAUGGUUUUUAGAUACAGACGUCAUGCUUCAAGAUAUAAUACAGGCCUCCAGUUUUUUUUUUAAUCUGGUGACUGCAGUGCACUCCUGUAUAAUACUGAAGGAAAACCUACCUCAGUAAACAUGCCACAAGUGACUAUUGGUUAACAAAUAAAUCACCAUUUUGUUUUUUGUUUUUUUUGUUGUAAUGUUCUCAUGAUUGUACAGUCGGUUAAAUUGUAACAGCUCUGAGAGAAAAUUGCAGCCAGGUUAACUCUGACUCAUCCUGGCUCCUCUUUUGUCUGUAUCAUAGUUUUUCUUGCCUCUGCUACUAUCAGCUUCUGUUCACGAUUGAAACUUUUGUCAUUUAUAAACCAAUUGUACCUUUCA
Molecule: messenger RNA, 3025 nt
Organism: Acanthochromis polyacanthus (spiny chromis)
Lineage: Eukaryota; Metazoa; Chordata; Actinopteri; Pomacentridae
Gene: ece2a
Product: endothelin converting enzyme 2a
Exons: 4
Coding region: 191-925 (244 amino acids)
Molecular function (GO): S-adenosylmethionine-dependent methyltransferase activity
Source: RefSeq, a predicted model, not a curated record